AUGGUGAAGGAUACUGGAUAUUACGAUAUCUUGGGUAUCGAACCCGAAGCUACCCCUACUGAGAUUAAGAAGGCUUAUCGUAGAAAGGCUAUGCAGACACAUCCAGAUAAGCACCCAGAUGAUCCAGAUGCUCAACGUAAGUUUCAAGAAGUUGGUGAAGCGUACCAAGUGUUAAGUGAUGAUAAUCUAAGGAAACGUUAUGAUGAAUUCGGUAAAGACGAUGCUGUACCACAACAAGGUUUUGAAGAUGCUAGUGAAUAUUUCAGCGCAAUCUUUGGAGGGGAUGGAUUUAAGGAUUGGAUUGGUGAAUUUUCGUUAUUUAAGGAGUUAACUGAAGCAACUGAAAAGAUGAAUGAGGAAGAAGGUACAACAACUGAUGAAACUGGUAUGACAAAACAUGAUGGCGAAACAAAAAUAGAUUCUUCAUCGAAGAAAAUGACUAAAGAACAAAGGCAAAAACUUUUGGAGAUGGAACAAAAGAGAAGAGAAGAUAUGAUGAAACAAGUUGAUGAAUUAGCAGUAAAAUUAAAUGGAAAGAUAGAUCAAUAUAUCUUAGCAAGCAAUGGUAAUCAUUUAGAUGAUUUCACAAGAAAAUUAGAUCAAGAAAUUGAGGAUUUGAAAUUAGAAAGUUUUGGUCUAGAAUUAUUAUAUUUAAUUGCUAGAGUCUAUAAGACCAAAGCUAAUAACUUCAUUAUAUCAAAGAAAACUUUCGGAUUCUCUAAAGUGUUCACAGGUACUAGAGAUAAUGCUAGAACUGUGAAAUCUGCAUAUAACCUGCUGUCCACAGGGUUAGAAGCACAAAAAUCAAUGGAAGAAAUGAGUAAAGUAAAUCCAGAUGAAUUAGAUCAAUAUGAACGUGCGAAAUUUGAAUCCACAAUGGCAGGGAAAGCUCUUGGAGUAAUGUGGGCUAUGUCUAAAUUUGAAUUAGAGAGAAAAUUAAAAGAAGUUUGUAAUAAGAUCCUUACCGAUAAAUCUGCUUCAAAGAAAGAACGUCUGGCUAAAGCUAAAGCUAUGCUAUUCAUAGCAGAUAAGUUUUCAAAGGCUAGAAGGUCUCCAGAAGAAGCAGAAGAAGCUAGAGUGUUUGAAGAGUUGAUUCUAGGUGCACAAGAGAAACAAAAUAAAAAACAUAGAGUGUUAUAG
Maudiozyma barnettii is the source of this 1140-nucleotide messenger RNA. RefSeq names its product Caj1p (gene CAJ1). The transcript has a single exon. Gene Ontology annotation, biological process: protein import into peroxisome matrix. Lineage: Eukaryota; Fungi; Ascomycota; Saccharomycetes; Saccharomycetales; Saccharomycetaceae. Gene Ontology annotation, cellular component: cytosol. The coding region runs from base 1 to 1140 and encodes 379 amino acids. The record is from RefSeq and is a predicted model, not a curated record.